UAUGGUUUUUAUUUUGUGGCAAGUUGAUAUCCUGAAUCUUGAUGUUGGAUUUAUUUAUGAAAGUUGUUUACCUUUUCGCGUUACCUUGUUAUAUUUGUUUAUGUUACAAACAUCUAUAUUGUUAAUACAGUGACUGUUGAAAUUAAAUUAUAAAAAUGGAAAACUUAGAAGAAAAAGUGAUUAUGACACCGAAAUGUAAAACACCCACAUCAACCACUAUAGUUGUGGAAAGAAAGGUGGUUGAUGCUGCACCUAGUGACAAAAUACAUGUCGCAGGGGGAGACCAUACUGGUAUCAUAAUAAACAAGGAAAAAGUAUAUGAGAAUGGAGUAACAGAGCCAUGCCAUGCACAAUUAGAGUUCUGUGUCUACUUGGUGUCAGCUGCCACUGGUUCACAUACACGCGAGGCGAGAGCACUAAGGUUCUGGUUCAAACCUGAAGUUCCACGGGAUGAAUGUCCUCAUGAGGCACAAAGCUUCUUCCGUGAACUUGUUAGUCCACAAGACUUUCCUAAAGAUUAUGUUGGUUUCAUUAAAAAAAUCAUGAAACUAAUGCAGCAUAAAUAUCAUCAACUUAAAAUAUUGGAAGUUGAACUCAGACAAGAGGUUUGUGGACCACCACCACAAGAAUCAAAUGGCGUUAUUUCCAGUAAAGGCCUUAUAUACAAGUAUUCUAAUGGAUCUUUCAUUGAAGACAGUGUUUUGAAUCAAACACAAUUUAUAUCUGAACAAAGAGUGUUGGAUAUGAUUGAAAAUGCAUAUCCCAAUCCAUUGACUGUAGAAGAUUUUGUAACUGUUGGAAAAUGGUCAAAAGCAGAGGUCAAAGAUGCUUUGGAAGCUUUGGAAGAAAAAGGUCUGACAAGAGCAAUGUCGGAAGGUCUAUAUAUACGACAACAUAGCAUUGAUACACAGGUAGUGAAACAAAUGCCCACGCUGUGCUCAUCUCGGCAGCCAAGCAUCGCUAUCAUCACAGCAUUGUACUGUGAAAAGCAAGCCGUCGACGCCAUGAUGGAUAACCAAGAGACAUAUGUCCGUUAUACCACUGUUGGCGAGUCUAACGUGUAUACCCUGGGUACGAUCGGCACGCAUCGAGUGGUGACCACAAAGCUGCCGUCAGUGGGUCGAACCAGGGAAGCGAUGACCGCAGCUGGCAACACUACAACAAGACUGCUUGGAAUAUUCCAGAAGGUAGAAUACGUGUUUUUAGUAGGCGUGGGCGGCGGCGUGCCACACUACACAGACUACUCGCGCCACGUGCGCCUCGGUGACGUAGUUGUCUCCACGCCAGCGACAGAUUUGAAAGACAAGUAUGUUUACAUUUUCUGUGAGAAGGCUGAACGUAAUGACAAAGGCGGAUGGGACUAUGAAGUGAAACCGUACAAACCUGCCAACUUUUUGUUACAAGACAUCGCGUUACGUCUAAUGAAGACUGAAGCAUCUUGGAACUUAUAUGUUAACGAAGGUCUGCAGCGCCUGUGCGGUGUGCCAGGACGCUGGGAGGCUCCGGAGGACGCCACCGACCGCCUCAGUGUUGACGUUGGCGACGGAGUCUUCAUUGAGGUGUCGCAUCCCGCACCACAGGGACAUCACAGCCGCAGUCGCGUGCACUGCGCGCCUGUGUGUGGGGGGCGCGCGGUGGCGGGCGGGGGGGAGGUGCGCGCGGCGUUCGCUGCGCACGCGCACGCACGCGCAUACGACUGCGAGCUGGACGCUGUGCUCGACAGUGUCGUCGGCAACUGCAAGGACUGCUUCAUAUCCAUCAGAGGUAUAUCAGAUUACCGUGAUGGCACUCGCGGCAAAGAGUGGCAAGCACACGCCGCGCUCGCCGCCGCUGCCGUCAUGAAGGCCAUCAUUGUCGCCAUGGACCCCCCCGCAGACUAAAACACCCCGUAAACACAUGUCAUUAGCACCCCCUAGUUACACCACACGGCACUACACCUGGUUCCUCCAUUUACAAAUUAGUUUUAGGAUUUUUCAAUAGAAAAUUUAAAAGAACGU
Papilio machaon (common yellow swallowtail) is the source of this 1997-nucleotide messenger RNA. RefSeq lists its product as uncharacterized. Gene Ontology annotation, biological process: nucleoside metabolic process. Gene Ontology annotation, molecular function: catalytic activity. The transcript is spliced from 14 exons. The record is from RefSeq and is a predicted model, not a curated record. Bases 156 to 1880 code for a protein of 574 amino acids. Lineage: Eukaryota; Metazoa; Arthropoda; Insecta; Lepidoptera; Papilionidae.